AUGGCAGCCACCCGAAAGAUCGCCGAAAAGAUGGUAGAAAGCUGUACCGUGCGAUUUUGCUUUCAGCUGGGCGAUCCCGACGGGAAGGUCGUGACCGGCGAGAUAUUUCACGUGGUCGGCGAUGACCUGUACAUCGAUUUCGGAUGGAAGUUUCACUGCGUCUGCCAGAGACCCGUCAAGAACGGACAAUACUAUGUGAGAGGAUCUAAAGUUCGAUUGAGGGUAAAAGAUUUGGAACUUUCCUCCAAAUUCUUAGGUGCUGUCACGGAUGUAACUCUUCUGGAGGCUGAUUGCACUUUAAUUGGCUUAAUAUCGUCGCCGUUGCAAAUAGCA
Wasmannia auropunctata (little fire ant) is the source of this 333-nucleotide messenger RNA. Its product is annotated as 28S ribosomal protein S28, mitochondrial-like. Lineage: Eukaryota; Metazoa; Arthropoda; Insecta; Hymenoptera; Formicidae. The annotation marks the transcript as partial. The transcript has 3 exons. Gene Ontology annotation, cellular component: mitochondrial small ribosomal subunit. The record is from RefSeq and is a predicted model, not a curated record.